AUGGCCUACUCCCGACGCUCGUCAGGCUCUGGGGAAUAUGUGUUGAUGCCAGUGCACAGCAUUGCAGGCAGUGAAUAUGGAGGACGAGGUCGCCGUGCCUACGAACCGCCUAUCGAGGUCAACAAUUUCCUUGAGGUGCCACAAAACCGCCCUCGUGCUUCCAGUCAAGGCGCCGGUGUGGCACCUACGAUUGUCAAUAUAGGAGCAGGUGCCCUCACCGAGCGAAAUGACCGUGACCGCGACCACAGUCGAAGUCGCAGCCGCCACCGCGACUACCGUCACCACCGUUAUCGCGACGGAUCCUCCAGUUCCAGCUGCUCCAGUGACCGUUCCAGAUCUCGACACCGCCGUCCCUCCAGCCACAAGCCGCCAAAGAAACAACCAAUCGAAGAAGACGAUCUACCUUACAAAUUCCGGAAAGAGCUCGACUUCGCCCGCAUGUCCCACCGAGAGGAGGAGGAGAAGCGGAUCCAAGAUCGGAUAAAGAGAGACCGCGAAGAAGAAAAGAGACGAUGGAAGCUGGAGGAAGAGGAAGAGGCGAUCCGCAGGAAGAAGGAGCGUGAGGCCAUCCUCUAUGAAGCCAAGCUCGAGGAAGAGCGCAAGGCAAAGGAGCGAGACGAGCUGAGGAAGAAGAUUCUCCGGGACGAAGAGGAGCGUCAGCAGAAGGAGAAGGAGAAGAAGAAGGCCGAGGAGGAAGAGUUUGAGCGCAAGGUCAAGGAGAAGUUCAUGAAUGCUGGUAUGCGCAGACCCUAUCGCUACAAUUACGUCUACUAUUAG
Molecule: messenger RNA, 777 nt
Organism: Fonsecaea erecta
Lineage: Eukaryota; Fungi; Ascomycota; Eurotiomycetes; Chaetothyriales; Herpotrichiellaceae
Exons: 1
Coding region: 1-777 (258 amino acids)
Source: RefSeq, a predicted model, not a curated record